Messenger RNA from Penaeus indicus, 2021 nucleotides. Its product is annotated as protein O-linked-mannose beta-1,2-N-acetylglucosaminyltransferase 1-like. Gene Ontology annotation, molecular function: beta-1,3-galactosyl-O-glycosyl-glycoprotein beta-1,3-N-acetylglucosaminyltransferase activity. Bases 105 to 2021 code for a protein of 638 amino acids. NCBI's taxonomy places the organism in Eukaryota, Metazoa, Arthropoda, Malacostraca, Decapoda, Penaeidae. The record is from RefSeq and is a predicted model, not a curated record. Gene Ontology annotation, cellular component: Golgi membrane. Gene Ontology annotation, biological process: protein O-linked glycosylation via N-acetylgalactosamine. The transcript has 15 exons.
CCUCGGUCAAGUGAAGUCCCUUCUCAGUCAAAAUAAUAACUCUUCGCUUAUUCCAAAUGAACAGGUGAUUGUGAAAGUGUGUUGGAUGAUUGAUAAAGCGCAAUAUGACUGUCACAACAAGUAGAAGAGCUCGCCUGAGCCUCCUCCACAUUGCACCGUCGCUCGUGGGGCUGCUGGCGGCAACGGUUGCAUGGAGCAGCAUCGGUGCUGACGGGCGGUAUGUGCUAAUCAACCUCACCAUCCACAACCCCGGGAGCGUGGACAUCUACAAGACUUUCCAGACGAACGAUGAAAAUCUGAAGCGGUUUAACCUGACGGCGGAGGAGAUGUCAAAUGGGAACGUUCAUCUCAAUUCUCACGACGAGGUAGACGAGAUCGAAGUGAAAGGAAAGAAAAUUCCUCUGCAUCUAGACCUGAAGAUGGAGCUCGAGGGGCUAACGUACUCGUAUCUGACGAUUGACAAUAAGACUUGGUCGGUUCGGGUUGGCGACUUCAAUAAUAUCACUCUUGAUGAUUUUGAAGAUGACCCUAAUCUGGUGCCCGAAAAUGUGACUCUGGAUUGGUCCUUAAUUCCUGCGUAUAACCCAAAUCCUGCAAACAUAUCCUUGAAAUCGGGUGUGAUGGAAGCCAGUAUCCACCUUGAUAACAAUACACUGUUGUUCCAGUAUUUAGAGGGAGGAGUGAAAGUGGGGAAGUGGGUACCCAUCCUCCCCUACACUGGACUUCACCUUCGAGUCAUCAAUCCUCACACUCGACAGCUUACCUUCAGCAAGUACUAUUCAACCGACUACUUCAUGGACAAAGAAUUCUUAGAGAACUUACAGAACCUCAAGAACGGUCGAAUUGCCAUCGUCGCUUCCUUUUACGACGUAACCGGACACUUUGAAUCACCAGUGAGGGACGCCAUUGAGGAAUUCGGAUCCUUCGCAGUACAACACCUCAAAUUCCGCGACCUUUGGGCGUGGGUAUGGCAGGCGGGCGGAGCGACCUUAGCAGAAGGACUCGUCACCAACCGGGAAGGAGUCGAAACACUCCCGCCGCCUCUGUACUUAUCCCUGCAGAUGCCAGCGGUAAAUGCCACAGAGCGUUUCUGCAAAGACUGGCCGACGGGUGGCACUUGGGAAAAGAGGAAACAUUUUUGUGACACUUAUGACGGAUAUGGGGAUUUGUGUUCUUGUGACAACCCUUUCUCAACAAAUACCGCUACUCCGAAGAUGGAGACAUGGCGUGAGGAUAUUGGCAUCUUGCUGGUGACAGGGAAUCGGCCGCAGUAUUUAUAUAGGCUAUUACGUCAACUCCUUCUGCAACCUGGCGUAAACAAGACGCAGAUUUUCGUGUCCAUCGACGGGUUUCACGAGGAGCCUGUGAAAUUGGUGGAGAUUUUUGAACUUAAGUACCUAAUUCAUCGUCCAGAAGGGGCAGGAUCACCAAGGAUUUCCAGGCAUGUGAGGUUUGCCCUCUUCAAAGUACUGGAGGUACUGGACACAGACAAAUUCAUAGUUCUUGAGGAAGAUCUUCUUCUUUCGCCAGACUUUUAUUCGGGCGCCAACUGGGGAGUGCUGGGGGCAGUUGCCCCCACCCCCAGACUCUGUUUGCCUCCCUCAAGUCUGGCAGCGGACUGGGACUACUGGAUGGGCACUGGAUUGGUUCGUCGAGGAAGGGAACUCAUAAUUCCUGAAAUUUCAAGAACAGUACACGCGGGCCUCACGGGAGCUCACGUCAACGGCUUCCUCAUCAAGCGAAGAUUCAGCAAUAAACCGGUCACUACGGAUCCCAAUACUAGAGUUAAUAUAACUGGGCUACGGAAGGAAUUAUACGAACGAGAAAUCCUUGCUCUGGUGAACAAAGCUGAACUAUUGAACAUUACGGACCCAUACAACUACGCGUUUCCUCGCACGCCGGGUAAAGUGUACGCUGUGUUCAUAAAGAUGACCAGGGAAGAAGAUGAUGCAGCUCUGAAGAUUGUUGCCGAUGUCGUGACAGCGAAAGACGUUAGUCAGUCUCUUGGCACCGAACGUUGA